AUGCUAGCCGCUAUAAAAAUCAUUGAGAAGGGGAGCAGAGAUGACAUUUUAAAGUAUAUCUCCAAGUGUGACUUAGUUGAACAUGAUUCUGAUAAUAAUACUUUAUUGCAUUACGCAUGCCUAGCAGGAAACUUAGACGCUGUUCACGUCCUCAUCGAAUCCGGUUUUUACGUAAACGCCUGCAAUGUUGAUGGCAAUACGCCAAUUUGUGAUGCGGCAACUAAUGGUUCAGUUGAAAUAAUCUAUGCUCUUCUACGUUAUGGCGCAAAUGUUAACCCACCGUCAUAUUGGGGCUCCCCUCUAAUCUAUGCAGUUAAAAACGGUCACUAUGACGCAGUUGUUGCUUUGGUACGUGCUGGUGCUGAUGUCAAUGCGUGCGAUCGCACUGGACAAUGCCCAAUACAUUUUUCUGUCAAAGACAAGUUUUAUCCAGCUGUUGAGUGUCUUCUGAUGGCUGGUGCUGAUCCCAACAAACGUGUCCAUCUUACAACGCCUCUUCACAUUGCCGCAGAACUCGGCGAUUCGAAACUUGUUCGUCUCCUCCUCCUCCAUGGCGCCUUUCCUUCGCCAACAGACGCUCGAGGAUUCAAACCCAUUGAUCUUGUUGACAAGGAUUCAUCGCUCUACAAACUAAUUUCUGCAUAUAUGGGUUGGGUUCCGUCACUCCAGUUCCUUUCCCGACUUGCCAUAAAACGCCAAAUUCCCUCGUUGCUCCAUGCCCACGUCUCAUGUCUGGAUCUUCCGGGUCUUCUUUGUGAUUACCUGACCUUUAAGUUCUGA
This is a messenger RNA of Mesocestoides corti, 780 nucleotides long. The record is from the annotation of a GenBank genome assembly. Lineage: Eukaryota; Metazoa; Platyhelminthes; Cestoda; Cyclophyllidea; Mesocestoididae.